Messenger RNA from Dentiscutata erythropus, 300 nucleotides. NCBI's taxonomy places the organism in Eukaryota, Fungi, Glomeromycota, Glomeromycetes, Diversisporales, Gigasporaceae. The record is from the annotation of a GenBank genome assembly.
AUGCUUACGCAUAUACGAAAAAAUAUAAAUGAAAUAACUUUUGAAUAUAAAUACAAUAGUUAUCUAUUUUUUGAAUAUGAUGAACAUGGAAAUAUUGGAGGAUUAAUUUUUAAUUGUGAAGGUGUAGGUGUAGGCAAAACUAUUCUUGAAUGCAAAAGUGCUAGUGAACCGAUUUUUGAAUAUGAAGGCAUUUCUAGAUAUAAAGGUACUAGUGAAACAAUUCUUGAAUAUGAAGGUAAUGAUAGUGUGAAACAUGUAGAACAUCUAGUAGAUAAUGAAUAUAUACAGAUAUAUAAGUAA